This is a messenger RNA of Cyprinus carpio (common carp), 2628 nucleotides long. RefSeq names its product DEP domain-containing protein 7-like. Bases 278 to 1900 code for a protein of 540 amino acids. The record is from RefSeq and is a predicted model, not a curated record. Gene Ontology annotation, biological process: intracellular signal transduction. NCBI's taxonomy places the organism in Eukaryota, Metazoa, Chordata, Actinopteri, Cypriniformes, Cyprinidae. The transcript is spliced from 9 exons.
ACCACAGUUUUACUGUAGAAAUGUAUCUGGGGUAUUUUGGGGGGAGCCAUGGUUACUAAAUUUCUUGUAUAGCUUAAAUGUUGAUAUCUCAGAAAACCACGAAAGGCCAAAAUAAGUUUUUAUAACGGCAUUAUUUAGAUGAAGUGGUGCUUGUUUAGCAUUUGCAAGUUUCGGUGACUGUUUGAGUGUAAAUGAACUCAUUAUUAUGCUAAUGAGCUCUCGACUGCCCUCGUGACGUCACGGCGGGGGUGUGAGAGCGCGCGGGCUGCGGCUGUAGAUGAGUUCAGAGCGCGCGAGUGUGAACAUCAGCUACAUACUUUACAGCACGAGACCGAGGCGCGACACAACCGGCUUUCACCCCAGCUACAUGCACAGACCUCCAGUCCAUCUCUCGACAGAGACAGGGAUGGCUGGGAAACCAUUCCGAGCCACGUACAUCUGGACGAACAUCAUCAAUAACCUUCAGACGCAGGUGGAGGUGAAGAGGAGACGCCACAAUCUGAAAAUCUACCAUGACUGCUUUCUGGGCUCAGAGGCCGUGGACGUGGCUCUGGCUCACAUCAUUCAGAGCAAGAUCUGUGGAGACGACGAGGUGCCUCGUUCCAAAGCAGUCCGCCUCUGCCAGGCUCUCAUGGAGGCCAGAGUCUUUGAGGCGGUGGACACUAAGGUGUUUGGGAAAGAAAAGAGGCAAGCCAAGUUUGAGGACAGCAGCUGUAGUCUGUACAGGUUUCUAAACAUGCCGACCCCAAGCGCAUCAAGCUCAGAGACCAUCGAUAGUGAAUACGACAAAAGGAAAGAAGACUCUGUGUAUUCAAACAACUCACCUGUCAAAACGGAGAAGUCUCUGGAGGAUGUUUUGGGAAAUCUGAACAUGAGCACAACCAUCACACCACAGAUGAUGAAUCUGGGGUUAUCACAGGAGUUGAUGGAUGAAAUAUGGCAGCAGCAGACGAUACUAAGGCUCCUGAAGCUGAUUGAGCUGCCGCUUCUGGAGAGCCUGUUGGAGGGCCAAGAGAGCCCUCGACCGCCCCUCCACAGCAUGGACAGCGACCCAGACCUCCUCUACACCAGCAGCUACCUGGACCGUGAGAUCCUCAAGGCCUUCAGUGAGGCUCAAGCAGACAGCUGGUUGUCGGCAGCUGUGGACUGUCUGGAGUUUCUUCCUGAUCAGCUGGUGGUGGAGGUGAGCCGAGGACUGGCCAGGUGUGCGGAGGAGACGUCCCAGUAUAAGCAGCUCCUCUACAGAGCCCUCGUUCAGCACUACGGCCAGUCGGACUACCCACCGCUGCUCAGCAACCACGUCUUUGACAUCCACUCAGGCGUCUCCGAGCUGCUUGUGAACGGGAAGCAGGAGCAGGCGCUGGAGUCUCUUCAGCUCUGUCUGAAGCUGCAGGAUUCUCGCAGUAGAGAGGAGCUCCGCAGGUUACUGCGCUUUAUGGCCCUCGCCGCCGGCCCUCAGGAGACCAAACUACACAAAGAGAUAGAGAACAGAAUGGCAGUGAAGAGGGCGUUCUGCAAUGCUAUUGUGUAUGGGACUAAACUAGCCAAGGGGAAGGUUGAUCUUCUGGUUCUUUUCAUGAUGGACAACCACCACGACCUCUUCAAAAUUCCCGUCACUUUGCACAAACUUGUAAGUGAUAAACUGGCCAGUAUCAUCAAAGGAACAGAUCCGGAUCUCAUCACAGGAACAACGUACUGUCGGCGUCUGACUGGAAAAGAUUACCUGGAAACAGUUCAGAAAACUACCAGAGAAGAGCUGUGGACGUUACUGAAGACUAUUCACGAGAACUCCAAGCUCUCUCUGAAAGAGAAGCGCCGUCUGCUCGGACAGUUCUACAAAGGACAUCCUGAAAUAUUCGUGCAAUAUUUUGGCAACAGAAUAUCCAAUGUUUAUAUUUAAAGAUCUUCAGUUAAUUUUAUAUGUAUAAUAUGUAAAAAGUAUUGUUAAUAUGUAUAUAUUUAUACCACUGUUAUAUAUGUAUUGAUGGAGAAUGAGAUUUGUUGGACAAUUAACAUAUUUUUUCUAUUCUUUAUCAAAAUGAUGAUAUUAUAUUACCACUUACUGCCCAAAAAAACAACUAAAAUCCUACACUUCAGAAAAACAGAAAUCUGUCUUUAAAAGAAAAAAAUAGGCUACAAAAAAAGUUAACAAAGAGUCCGAACUGCUUCGAGUUCAACAAGUUCAGAAUUUGCUCGGCGGGAAAUAGGUGGGUUAGUAAUUACAGACAGAUGCUGAAGGCUGAAUUGUGAAGGUGGUGAAUCUUCUAAGUGCAUAUCCUCAGUUUCUGUCCUCAGAUAGUAGCAGAUGCAUUAGAAGGCACACGCCCUCUUAGCAAAAGUGUGUUAAAAAGCUUAUUUUAACUACAAAGAUGGUUUCAGUUGUUUUUGAUAUAUUAAAUGCAAAAAGGGAGGCAUAAAAUGUACAGCAGACACUAAGAAAUUUACAGUCAAACUGAACCAGCACAUAAAUAUUUUAUGUGGCCCUUUAAAAAGUAAUGUUGGUGAGCAUUUUUGUGCUGCCAGGAGAUGACCAAGCAACUAAUGUCUGUUUUAACAGUGUGGAAACUUAUAUUUGCUUAAAAAGCUAAAUAUGGAGAUGAAAUAAACUUAUCACAGAAAACACAAUAA